AUGGACUCAACCACAACUACGUCACCGGACUUGCUGGUUUUGGCUCUACAAAUCCAAGCACUAACAGCCAAUGUGCAAGAAUUGAAGAAACAAAAUGAAGACUUGAAGCGGAGAAUGAGUCCAGAGGGCACAUAUACGACACAGUCACAGCGUAAUUGCAAUGACAAUGACGACGAAGCCCAUAGUCCAAGAAAUAACAGAAGAGAAACUUCUAGGCACUCCGCACAGUCAACUUAUGGCAACUAUCAGAUGAUGAAAAACAUGAGGAAGGAGUUAGAUGAAGUCAAGAACGCCAUGAAGGGAAAGACAGCGCUAAAUCUUGAUGGCGUGAUCAAGAGGACAUACUUACCCUUCACUGCCAACGUUUUCGAGCGCCCCUUGCCUCCCAAAUUUUGUCUCCCACAGCUGGAGUCGUAUUGUAUCAUCAUUCAUUCACAGAGACACAUAGCAAGGGCUUGCGCAGUGGGUUUAGUCCUUAGGGAAGCGAAAAUGAGCCGACGGGCAGCGGGAGCGGGAGCGGCGGGGCUGAAGGGGAAGAAGAAGGGGGCCACAUUCGUGAUCGACUGCGCAAAGCCGGUGGAGGAUAAGAUCAUGGACAUCGCCUCCCUCGAGAAGUUCCUCCAGGAACGCAUCAAGGUCGGCGGCAAGGCCGGCGCUCUCGGCGACUCCGUCAUCGUCUCCCGCGAGAAGAACAAGAUCUCCGUCACCUCCGAUUCCAACUUCUCCAAACGUUAUCUUAAAUACUUGACCAAGAAGUACUUGAAGAAGCACAACGUGAGGGAUUGGCUUCGGGUGAUUUCUUCCAACAAGGACAGGAAUAUUUAUGAAUUGAGAUAUUUCAACAUUGCCGAGAAUGAGGGCGAGGAGGAAGAUUGAAAUUAUAGUAUUCUAUGUCGAGGCAUCAUCCAUUAGAGGACUUUUUUUAUUUUUUUGAGGAACAUUCAUUAGAGGACUUAGUUGUUCUAGAGCGUCUUUUUAUAUUUUCCAGCAUUGUUUUGAUCUAUCCACUAGACGGGAUUGUUUUCUGAUUUUCAAAGUUUAUUUCCUCUUGAAAAUUUUGUACUGUUAAUUCUGGUUAUCACAUUAUUAGUUGUGGUUGAUGCAAUACAUGUUUCUCUCUCUGGAGUUGUACUGUGGUA
Molecule: messenger RNA, 1139 nt
Organism: Quercus robur (English oak)
Lineage: Eukaryota; Viridiplantae; Streptophyta; Magnoliopsida; Fagales; Fagaceae
Exons: 3
Coding region: 1-876 (291 amino acids)
Biological process (GO): cytoplasmic translation
Cellular component (GO): ribosome
Molecular function (GO): structural constituent of ribosome; RNA binding
Source: RefSeq, a predicted model, not a curated record